AUGUCCGCCGCCGCCGGCACGACGCACACGCCCCGGCUCGUCUCCGCCGAGGACCGCAAUCGGCUGCAACAGUCCUUUGCCGACAUCCCCUUUGACGCUCACGUCUCGCGCUGGGACGGCCUGUACAAGGAGAGCUUCACGCCGUGGGACCGCGCCGGCCCGUCGCUCGCCCUCGCCGACCUCCUCACCGACCGCACCGACCUCGUCCCGCCCGCGCAGGAGCACGAGGGUGGGGCGAACGGAAAGGCCGCGGAGGCGCCCCCGCGACGCACCGCCCUCGUGCCCGGCUGCGGCCGCGGCCACGACGCGCUGCUCCUGAGCUCCUUUGGCUACGACGUCUGGGGGCUCGACUCGAGCUCGGACGCGGUGCGCAUGGCGCAGGAGAACCGCGAGGCGGCCGACAAGGACGGCCUGUACCAGCCGGCCGAGGGGGUCGAGAGGGGCGCCGUGCACUGGCUCGUCGGCGACUUUUUCGACGAGAGCUGGUCCGACGGCAUAGGCACCGACGGGACCGGCAAGUUCGAUCUCAUAUUCGACUACACUUUCCUCUGCGCACUGCCGCCCGAGGCGCGUCCCCGCUGGGCCAAGCGCAUCGCCAACCUAGUCCACAGCAAAGGCCGUCUCGUCUGCCUCGAAUUCCCGUCGGGCAAGCCGCUCUCCGACCCCGGCCCACCGUGGGGGCUCAACCCGGAGCUCUACGAGGCGCUGCUCGCGACGCCCGGGGAGGAGCCCGAGUACGAGGCCGACGGCACCGUCGUCUACACGCCGUGCGCCAAGCCGCGCGACGAUGCGCUGUACCGACUGAGCAUCAUCAAGCCGACGCGGACGCACAAGGCGGGCACCGCCGACGACGGCACCGUGCUGGACUUUAUCUCGGUCUGGACGCGGUGA
Molecule: messenger RNA, 891 nt
Organism: Drechmeria coniospora
Lineage: Eukaryota; Fungi; Ascomycota; Sordariomycetes; Hypocreales; Ophiocordycipitaceae
Exons: 2
Coding region: 1-891 (296 amino acids)
Molecular function (GO): S-adenosylmethionine-dependent methyltransferase activity
Source: RefSeq, a predicted model, not a curated record